Molecule: messenger RNA, 2040 nt
Organism: Trematosphaeria pertusa
Lineage: Eukaryota; Fungi; Ascomycota; Dothideomycetes; Pleosporales; Trematosphaeriaceae
Product: TMP-TENI-domain-containing protein
Exons: 2
Coding region: 300-1955 (551 amino acids)
Biological process (GO): thiamine biosynthetic process
Cellular component (GO): cytoplasm
Molecular function (GO): ATP binding; thiamine-phosphate diphosphorylase activity; hydroxyethylthiazole kinase activity
Source: RefSeq, a predicted model, not a curated record
CUGUUCGCAAUUUGGUGGUGGAGUAGCGCCACAUUCGGCCGCCCGUUAGCCAGGCGAGAUCCAUGGAUGCAUCACCACAUCUCAACUGAGUAAAGCCCGAGUGAAGUGCGCCCGCCCUGUUCAGAUAGGCAUAAUUUAUUCUACUGUUGCAGCCACUGCAAACAUCAACGGGCAACUCCAGUCGAGGCGCGUUGCGCAUCUCCUCGCCUAUUCUGCGUCAUACAAAUGCAAAACGCUUGGAAGCUCCAGCUUCCGCACACCUCCAUCUCGGGCCGAUGCUUCCCCUUACAGCUGCCAGGAUGAAGCCUCAAGCUGACUAUUCGCUAUAUUUGGUGACCGAUUCGACCGAGGCUAUUUUGGGGAAUAGAGAUCUGGUUGAGGUUGUUGAGCAAGCUCUUCUGGGAGGCGUAACCAUUGUGCAAUACAGAGACAAAUCCAGCGAGACUGGCAUCCUCAUCCAAACCGCAAAAGCCCUGCACUCGAAAUGCAAACAGCGCAACGUCCCCCUCAUCAUCAACGACCGCGUCGACGUAGCCCUCGCCGUAGGCUGCGAGGGCGUGCACCUAGGCCAAGAUGACAUGGAUCUCCUCUCAGCCCGGAAAAUCCUAGGAGACGACAAAAUCAUCGGAGCCACCGUAUCCAGCAUCGAAGAAGCCAAUAUAGCCGUCGAACGCGGAGCAGACUACCUCGGCAUCGGCACACUCUACGCCACGAACACAAAGAAAAACACCAAGGACAUCAUCGGCAUCAACGGCAUCCGCAAGAUCUUGCACUACCUCAACACCACGAGCGAGGCGUCAAGAAAGGUGAAGACUGUUUGCAUAGGCGGCGUCAACGCAUCCAACCUCCAACGCAUAAUCUACCAGCUCUACGCACCUUCCACCUCACCCUCAUCCUCACCACCAAAAUCCAUCGACGGCGUCGCCAUAGUAUCUGCUAUCAUCGGUGCUCCAGACGUUCAAAAGGCUGCGUCGAACCUCGCAAAUCUAAUCAAGUCCCCUCCUCCUUUCAAGGCAAAAUGCAAAGAAAGCCCAGCCCUCCCAUCCUCCCCCUCCUCCUCCGCCAUCCAGGAGGCAACCCGCAAAGCCAUCAAAACCGUGCACUCCACCUCCCCCCUUAGCCACAACAUGACCAACCUCGUCGUCCAAAACUUCGCCGCCAGCGUCGCCCUCGCCAUCGGCGCCUCGCCCAUAAUGUCCACCAACGGGGACGAAGCGACCGACCUAGCCAAGUUAGGCGGCGGGUUGGUCAUCAACAUGGGGACCGCGACGCCGGACGCGCUGACCAACCAUCGGAAAGCUAUCGUUGCGUACAACGCCGGUGGGGGACCGAUCGUGCUCGAUCCCGUGGGCGCAGGCGCAACGAGCGCGAGAAAAGAAGCGCUGAGGUUCCUUCUGGCGAGCGGGUACUUUGACCUGAUCAAGGGGAACGAGAGGGAGAUCAUGGCCGUGGCGCGGGCGUCGGGCUUCAUACUAGACGACUCUUCGCAGCAGCGCGGCGUCGACAGCGGGGCCUCGCUUUUCACGCGCGACCAGAAAGCGUAUGUCGUCGAGCGCAUCGCCGCCCGCGAGCGCACCGUCGUGCUCAUGACGGGCGCGACGGAUAUCGUCAGCGACGGCACGCGCACCUAUGCGGUUUCGAACGGGCAUAAGUAUCUUGGUAUGGUUACGGGCAGCGGAUGCACGCUGGGAACCACGAUAUCCGCGUAUAUGGCUGCGUGUCCGGAGGAUAAGCUCGCUGCUGCGGUCGCGGGAAUGUUGCACUAUGAGAUCGCGGCGGAGUACGCUGCGGAGCGAGAAGAUGUAAAGGGACCGGGGACAUUUAUUCCAGCGUUCAUUGAUGAGUUGUAUUUGAGAGGGGUGGAGGUUGUGGAGGGGAAGGACGAGUGGCUGCAGCGGGUGAAGGUCGAGGCUAUUAAGGAGAUCCCUGAUGCGGGGCUGUUGAGGGAGCUGUAAAGUCGGGGUAUGAUAUGAGAUAUCAGAAGCAAGCUUACACUCGAGAUCAGAUAAGAAGGAGAACAUCGGGUAUUGCAUUCCAUCG